Messenger RNA from Amblyraja radiata (thorny skate), 2568 nucleotides. RefSeq names its product MARVEL domain-containing protein 3-like. The record is from RefSeq and is a predicted model, not a curated record. The transcript is spliced from 4 exons. Gene Ontology annotation, cellular component: membrane. NCBI's taxonomy places the organism in Eukaryota, Metazoa, Chordata, Chondrichthyes, Rajiformes, Rajidae. Gene Ontology annotation, molecular function: structural constituent of myelin sheath. Gene Ontology annotation, biological process: myelination. The coding region runs from base 158 to 1183 and encodes 341 amino acids.
AAGUUCAGGAACCUGAUGAACCGGUUGUCUCGCCCGCCCUCUCUCUCUCUCGCUCACUCACCUUGCACUGUUGUUGGUUUCGGUCCUUGACUAAGUCUCCACCGCCGAGUAGAGUUUUGAUCCGAUUUGUAGAGCUGAAAACAAAUGAAGCUGCAAAAUGUCUAGUAAAGUUCCAAGACAUUCUGAUGGAAGCCGGUCUACUAAUAGACCACAUCGAGAACGAAGACCGAGAGACCGCCCAACUACUGAAAGUAACCAUUCUGGCAGGCGUCGCAUGGAAGACCGCAGAGACCAUAACACAACCCAACCUUCAAGAGAACCAUACCCUCCUAGUGAAAGACAUGCAAAUGAUCCACCAGAAGAAUCUUACGCCAGACAACCCACUACAAGAGAUACACCAUCUUCUUCAGCACCUCCCGUUUACAGCUCUGUAUCACAAGCCAACACUCCACCCAAAGAAUCCUUUGGAACAAAGUGUUCAUAUUUGUGCUCCAGACGAGGUGUCUUGCAGUUUUCUGAAAUCAUAACCAACUUCAUGGUCCUGAUCUGUGUGGCAGCAUCGCAAGCAGCAAUUUCUGGAUACACGUCCAUGGGAGGCCUUGGGAUAGGCGCUUUCAGCAUUGAUUCAGCAUAUAGCCCUUUCCAAGGCACGGAGCUGAAGCAGGUCCGGGAAUAUGAUAUGCAGUUCACUCAGAUGAGAGCUCCUGGCGUGUAUGGAGGGGUGACAUUCUGCAUUGUCAUUGGUUCUCUCACAAUUCUUUUUCUGGUGGGUGGUGCAAAACCUCUUCACCGUAUUUCUCCAAAACUUCUGAUAGCUGAAUUUGUGUUCAACAUUCUUGCAUGCAUAGGGUAUAUAGUGGGUGUUGCACUUUACUUGCAUCUCAUAAUUAAGGUAAAUAGCACCGAAGUUUGCAGAUUAAGACACCGUUUGUAUGCAGGCCGGGGUUACACUUUUAUGAAUUGUGAUGUUCAAGGCGGAGAUGCCGCUGUGGCAUUAUUUGGCUUAAUCUCUGCCGGUUUGUAUUGUGCAAGUGCAGUUCUGAGUUUCCUGAAGCUGAGAACUGUGAAGAAAGUUAUAUAUGUAAACAAUGCAGUUCAACAUAGUUUGGAGAAAGAUGAAUAUAAAAAGCGUAUAAAUCAUCAGGAGGUGAAGACUGAUGUUGACCUGACAACAUUUGUGUGAAGUAGCUGCGUCAUGCUAAAUAUAUCUUAAUUCCCAAAAUCAAAAUACUGCAGAUUCUAAAAUCUGACAUAACACCAGAAAAUGUUAGAAAUACUCUGUUAAUAUCCAUUGCCUCAUCAAAAUUAGAUGAUAGACAAUUGAGACUUUCAUAUUAUGAAGGUCUCAAGUUUAAUCUCCUGUCACUGCUGAAUUCGCUAGACACUAAAACAGAUACUAAACCUGGCUACUAUUUCCAGGGCCGGAAGAGGAGAAAUUCACUUUGGAUAGUUAUCCAAGAAUCUCUGUAGUGUGUGCAUAUGGUUUCCAAACAGGAAUAUAGUCAGUUGGUUAUUUUAAAAUUCAUUAGAUUGCAAAAAUAAUGACCAACUUGAGAGCAACCAGGACAGAAUCUGUGAACUAUCAAGAUGAAAUAAUAAUUUUAUACUUUUCCAUUCAACAUAACUAAAAAAGGUUUUUAAAAUGUAAUGGUGAACGUUCAUAACCUUGAUAUUUUUAACUCAUUUCCUUUUUAAAUUUAUAACACUAGGAGAUACCUAGGUAUAUGGUCAGUUAAUAUAUUGAUUAAGAAAUUGAAUUAAUAGAAGGGUCUCGACCCGAAACGUCGCCCAUUCCUUCUCUCCAGAGACGCUGCCUCACCUGCUGAGCUACUCCAGCAUUGUGUGUCUACCUGGGUAAAAAAUCUUUGUUGCUGGUGCUUUCCAGGUUUAGGCCACUUUUUGUAUACCUUUCAAAUAUUUAAUUCCAUUAAAGAUGGGCAACAUAUAAUUACAAUAGGCAAUUUAUAAUUUAGCAGCAAGGGCUAGUGAGCAAAGACCAACUUCUGCAGCACUAAACAUGCAUAUGCCAUAGUGUUUAUGAUGUUCUUCUUAAUGAGUGAGUGAAUCUAAAAUGUCACUUAUCAAGUUAUUGUGAAAGCCAUCUGUCAAUCAUUGUGUGUGGCAAAUUAUAUAUUUUAAAGUCUAUUGUUUGUUCUCUAUAAAAUACAGAUUUAAUAAAACCUUUUGGAUUUGAGCCAAUGUUUAAGCUGCUGCAUUUCCACUCUGUUUUAAACACUUCUCAUUUCACUGUGUUGCUAUCUUAAUAUGCUAUAGUACAUACACGCUGGAUGAACAAAAUCAGCUUUAAAAUGACAUCAAAUCAAAUUAUUUCAGCACUGCAGUGGAAAAUUUACUGAAAGCAGUGCACUUGCCAAGGAGUGUACAUACGAUAAAGUUACUGAUGCUAUGUGUAGAAAAUAGUUUGCAUGAAUUGUAAAUAACUUUGCACCUAAUAAAAACACGCAGUAACUAUUUUACAUGUGGUUUUGUUUAAGGUAUUAGAAACAGUACCUAUUUUGUAAGGCUACAUUGAAAAUUGUAUUUUAAAUAAACUUCUUUUCAAAAACA